AUGUCCAGAGAUGCACCUUUAAAAGCGGAAAAGGAUUACACUGAAAUUCUGGCCGAAGAGCUGCCUAAAAUCAGCACUUUGGCGCAAAAUGAUGUGGAAGGUGCUGUAGACCAACUAUUGGUUUUAGAAAAGAAGACCCGUCAAGCCUCGGACUUGGCAUCUUCCAAGAAGAUUCUUGGUGAGCUGGUGGAUCUGUUGGCUUCAAAAAACCAAUGGGAAACUCUGAAUGAACAAUUAGCUUUGCUAGCCAAGAAGCAUGGUCAACUAAAAUUGUCGGUACAAUUCAUGAUUCAGCGCAUCAUGGAAAAGCUGGAUGAUAUUACCGACCGCGAUACAAAGGUAAGUGUCAUCGAGGCUAUUCGCACCGUUACAGAGAACAAAAUCUUCGUGGAAGUGGAAAGAGCCCGUAUUACACGCAUAUAUUCUCGCAUAUGCAGAGAAGAGGGCAAGAUAGAUGAGGCUACAGACUUGUUAUGCUCGUUGCAAGUAGAAACAUUUGGCUCAAUGGAGAUGUACGAGAAAAUCGGUUUUAUUCUCGAACAGAUGGAACUCAGCAUUCUCAAGGGCGAUUUUUCGCAAGCCACGGUUCUUUCGAGGAAAAUAUUAAAGAGAACUUUCAAAAACGACAAGUACGAGGCUCUGAAACUUGAAUAUUUCAACCUUUUGAUCAAAAUUGGUUUGCACAAAUCCGACUAUCUGCAAGUGGCCCAGUAUUAUCAGGAAAUUUACAACACGGAGUCUAUUCGUGCAGACGACGCAAAAUGGAGAUAUGCCUUAUCUCAUGUUGUCAUAUUUCUCGUGUUGACUCCAUACGAUAAUCUUCAAAGUGAUCUGAUCCAUAAGAUUCAGCUCGACAACAACUUGAAAAAAUUGGAAAAACCAGAAUCUUUGGUCAAGCUGUUCACUACCGCUGAAUUGAUGAGAUGGCCCAUUGUAAAGGAGAGUUAUGAAACUUUUUUGAACGCAGACGAUGUAGCGUUUGGCGCCCGCACUAACCACUGGGAUGAUCUCCGCAAGAGAGUAAUUGAACACAAUUUAAGAGUCAUUUCCAAAUACUACACGCGCAUCAAUCUGUCUAGGCUAAACGAACUUCUGGAUCUUACAGAGGCCGAUACCGAAAGGUUCAUCAGCGAUUUGGUUAACCACGGUGUAAUCUACGCCAAAAUUAACAGGCCAGCCAAAAUAGUCAAUUUUGGGAAACCCAAGAACUCGAGCUCUUUGCUAAAUGAAUGGUCGUCUAACGUCGACCAGCUCCUGGAACAGAUAGAAACCAUUGGGCAUCUCAUCACAAAAGAGGAAAUCAUGCACGGAUUAAAAGCGACUUGA
Lachancea sp. 'fantastica' is the source of this 1326-nucleotide messenger RNA. Lineage: Eukaryota; Fungi; Ascomycota; Saccharomycetes; Saccharomycetales; Saccharomycetaceae. The record is from the annotation of a GenBank genome assembly.